This is a messenger RNA of Galeopterus variegatus (Sunda flying lemur), 762 nucleotides long. RefSeq names its product basic leucine zipper transcription factor, ATF-like (gene BATF). Gene Ontology annotation, biological process: regulation of transcription by RNA polymerase II. Gene Ontology annotation, cellular component: nucleus. The transcript is spliced from 3 exons. The record is from RefSeq and is a predicted model, not a curated record. Gene Ontology annotation, molecular function: RNA polymerase II cis-regulatory region sequence-specific DNA binding; DNA-binding transcription factor activity, RNA polymerase II-specific. Bases 57 to 434 code for a protein of 125 amino acids. Lineage: Eukaryota; Metazoa; Chordata; Mammalia; Dermoptera; Cynocephalidae.
GAGCGCCCCGGGGGUGGCGUCUGGGGCUGCGUGUGCCAGCCCGGAAGAUUUCAGCCAUGCCUCACAGCUCCGACAGCAGUGACUCCAGCUUCAGCCGCUCUCCACCCCCUGGCAAACAGGACUCAUCUGAUGAUGUGAGAAAAGUUCAGAGAAGGGAGAAAAAUCGCAUUGCAGCCCAGAAGAGCCGACAGCGACAGACUCAGAAAGCCGACACCCUGCACUUGGAGAGCGAAGACCUGGAGAAGCAGAAUGCAGCUCUGCGCAAGGAGAUCAAGCAGCUCACGGAGGAGAUGAAGUACUUCACGUCCGUGCUCAGCAGCCACGAGCCUCUGUGCUCGGCGCUGGCCACCAGUGCGCCCUCGCCCCCCGAGGUGGUGUACAGUGCCCAUGCCUUCCACCAGUCGCACGUCAGCUCCACGCGCUUCCAGCCCUGAGCCUCGAGAAAGGGGAGAGCAGAGCCCUCCGACCCCCAGCUGCUCCGGCAGGCCCCAGGAGGGGCACACAGACUGUGGCCCGGCUGCCCUCGUCCCUCACUGGCCUCUCUCCAUCUGGAGACUUGGAGACAGAGGCCUGGACAAGGAUCAAACACGAGGACCGUGGCAGCUGGAGGGGCCUGAGGCCUCCCAGCAGGCGGCAGCUGUUCAGCGCAUGUUGGACCCCGUGUGGGUGGAAAGCCCAAUCCAGAGAAGUAUGUGGCAUGAAGCCUGAGUCCCAUGACACAGAGAGAGCAGGGCAGAGAAGGGUUAUUUUUCUAAAUAAAUG